Molecule: messenger RNA, 1245 nt
Organism: Saccharomyces mikatae IFO 1815
Lineage: Eukaryota; Fungi; Ascomycota; Saccharomycetes; Saccharomycetales; Saccharomycetaceae
Gene: YPT11
Product: Rab family GTPase YPT11
Exons: 1
Coding region: 1-1245 (414 amino acids)
Molecular function (GO): GTPase activity; GTP binding
Source: RefSeq, a predicted model, not a curated record
AUGUCUCAAAGGAAACGAUACUCAUUGAACGUUGUAACGUCCCCGUCAAUACCGUCACCGACACCCAGUACGCCUCUAUGGACUAAUGAAUGCAAUUGGGAAACUACUUCAACAACAAAUGUUGGAUCUUCAUUCCUCCCGAAUAACCAUCAUGGUGGCACAGUUCUGAAUCCUGGGUUGGGCAUAAUGAGAUCUCCUUCGCUGAACAAGUCAGGUGCGUUUGGGCGGUCUAGCAGCAGUGGCUCCAGUACAGUUAUAGAACCGUCCAACAUAAAGCUGCUGUUGAUUGGAGAUGCUAACGUAGGAAAGACGGCUAUGAUCUUAAGCUACUGUCAUGAGUUAAUGACACGAGCGGAAAUGUCACGGUCUGUGCGACUGAGGCACCAGCAGCAACAACAGCAUAGAGACUUGGGAUUAAAGAAAACCGUAGUGAAUCAUAGAUUAAGCAUGAAAGAGAAAAGGAAACGGUAUAGCUCUAAUGAUUUUGAGAAGGAGUUUAAAGAUAUUAGUCAUUUUACAGAUAAGGCGAGCGAGUUUGGGAACCCGAACUUGGAUAACAGUCACGAAAUGGCGGAUCCCAACGAAAUUGUCAUCGAAACAAGAAGCACUAUCGGGAUAGACAUCAAGACUAAUUUGGUCAACAUAGAUAAUCGGUUUUUCAAUGUCAUACUUUGGGAUACGGCGGGCCAAGAACGGUAUCAGAACGCCAUCAUUCCAUCUUUAUAUAAAAAGACAAAUGCGGUGAUAUUGACGUACGAUAUAACAAAUGCUAAGUCCUUUCGGAAUUGCAUGGAACAGUGGAUCGUGCAGGCCAUGGAGAAUUUUUCCUCCCAGGAUUUGGCCAAGGCAAGAUUCUUUUUGGUGGGCAACAAGAUCGACCUUUAUAAGGAAAGGCAAGUAAGCCAUUAUGACGUGGUGCAUAUGGUUCAAGAGAUACAGCAGAAACAUGGUGUGCAAAUUUCGGGAAACUUUGAAGUAAGUUGUAAAUGGGUUAACGUUGUCGAAAGGACAAUGAAUAUGAUAAUACUAGACCUAGUUGAAAACGGGUGUUUCGAAAAUAACGAUCUGUGCUUACCGAUCGCUUCCGAUGAGUUGCAAGCACAUGACCAAGAAUAUCAUGACACGGUAGAAGAACCCUUCAAUGUUACUCGGCAACGUCAGCAGCAACUUGAAAAAAACAGUACGGUGGACAUUACGAAACCCAAUGACGACAGCACAAAUAAUCAAUCCAUUUGUUGCGUUUAG